This is a messenger RNA of Rotaria sp. Silwood1, 978 nucleotides long. NCBI's taxonomy places the organism in Eukaryota, Metazoa, Rotifera, Eurotatoria, Philodinida, Philodinidae. The record is from the annotation of a GenBank genome assembly.
AUGUGUCUCCUUCUUGGUUUUGUUAUUGUCCUUUAUGCCUCCUAUUGUUUAUAUCGACAUUUUUUUCCGACACCAAACAUCAAUUCCAAUGGAAAAUAUGUUCUUAUUAGUGGUUGUGAUACUGGAUUCGGUCAUGAAUUAGCUGUUGAACUUGAUAAACAAGAUUUCAACGUUCUCGCUGGUGUCUUGCUUCCUGAUAAUGUAAUUUCUCUUAAAAACAAACUUUCAUCAAAAGCUACUGUAUUUUGUCUUGAUAUUACCAAACAAGAAGACAUUGAUGCUGCAUUUGAAUUAGUCAGCAAGAAAACGAAAAUUCUUCAUGCACUUGUGAACAAUGCUGGCAUUUCUAUUUCGGGUUAUAUUGAUUGGACAUCCAUGGAAGCUAUGCGUAAAAUAAUGGAUGUGAAUUAUUUUGGACAUGUUGCAAUGACGAAAAAAUUCUUACCGUUACUUAUUGCAAAACGUGAUUCACGUGUUGUUAAUAUUUGUUCUGCGGCCGGCUACCUUGCAGUAGCAAGUGUGUCAGCCUAUAGCGCAUCGAAAUAUGCUCUUGAAUCGUUUUCUGAUUGUCUUCGUCGUGAAAUGAUGCCAUGGGGUUUACAUGUUAGUAUUAUUGAACCAGCAUUUAUGAGAACAGGUAUUAAUCAAGGAGGUCCUAAAUCAUUUUCAGAAUUUUGGAAUAUGCUUUCAAGUGAUGUUCAAGAGCGAUGGGGAGAAGAUUUUUUGAAAGCCAGAUUUAGUGCAGCAAAAGCCAAUGCUUUCUUGAAAUAUGCGGAAGAUCCUAUGAAAGUCGUGCGCGUUCUUCAGCAUGCUGUUAUGAAUACGACACCUUGUAUUCGUUAUCGGCCUGGUUGGCAAUCAAGUCUUAUCUUUUUCCCACUUUCUACAUUACCCGCUUGGAUUGUUGAUUGGGUUUUGGCUAGAUUGUUUAAAUCAACUCAUCUUCCUGCACAUGUUAACAAACAACACAAAGAUUAA